Theileria equi strain WA is the source of this 891-nucleotide messenger RNA. RefSeq names its product signal peptide containing protein. The record is from RefSeq and is a predicted model, not a curated record. Lineage: Eukaryota; Apicomplexa; Aconoidasida; Piroplasmida; Theileriidae. The transcript has a single exon. The coding region runs from base 1 to 891 and encodes 296 amino acids.
AUGAAAGUCAUCAGCCUACUUUUAACUCUUUCUACCUAUGCAUGCGUAUUAGGAAGUGAUGCCAAUCCGGAACAGAAAACAGAUCCUGAACAUAAGGGUGAUGGACCUGCUACUGAUAGAGGUAGUGGUGCUGAUGGUAAACCUGAAGGUACCCCUUCUGAUGGAGCUGAAGAAUCUACUGUUGGAUCUUCUACUGGGCCUGAUACUCAUUCUGGAGGAUCUCCUCCAACACAUCCUAAAAAUACUCAGCUUACUACUACUCCUGAUAUCCCCCCUGUGGAAUCUGUUGGUAAUAAUGAAGAUGAAGCUGCAAAUGGACUUGGACCAGAUAUUGAAGAUGAGGUUGAGGAACACAUUAGUAGUUCUGCCGGUAAGGUAGAGGUGGAAAAAGCUAAAGAUCCACCUGUAAAGAAAAACUACGGCAAGUACGCCGCCUGGGAAAACCUCGCAAAGAAGAUCGACAAGGUGCUAGAGGAGCGACAGAAAAAGGCCGAGGAACUUGCCAACAAGAUUACUGACGAGGGAGAGAAAAAGAAGGCUCUAGAUAAGGUCGAAAAAAUGAAGGAAAAGGUCAAGGCUGUAAAGGCUGAAACUAAGAAGAUUAUGGACCUUGGAAAUAAUAAACAGAACCUCAAGGGUGAAGACGAAGAGAAGAUAUCACAGAGUGCCUUCCAGUCCUCUGGUGCCUUAUUCCACACUCUCAAGGAAUACCAUGAUGAGAACAUUGAGGUUGAAAGUGACUACAUCAAGGCUGCGGUCAAGGAGAAGCGCGGAAUCGACGUCCUUAACGUCAUUACCGCUAGGAUCACCGUACUUUCGAGUGGAUCAAAGACUGUCAGCAUUCUCGGUGCACUUGUUCCCAUCCUCAUUUUCUCCCUUUCUAUAUUCUAG